UAAAGUUUUUUUUUUCCACCCAACUGCAACUGUCAGUAAACCGGCCGGCUGAACGCCCUAUUCGCAACUAUCAUCGAUUUUUCGGACUUAACAUGGCAGGAAACAAUUCCUAUACUAUUGUCGAAUAUUUCGGUGGGGAUGACGGUUACCGCUGUGGUUACUGCAAAAAUGAAAAGGGAAACUUUUCUCACGGUAUGUGGUCUCACACCUUGACUGUACAAGACUAUCAAGACCUCAUAGACAGAGGAUGGAGAAGAAGUGGAAAAUAUGUGUACAAGCCCAUAAUGAACAAGACAUGCUGUCCGCAAUACACCAUCAGAUGUCAUGCUGGGAAAUUCCAGCCUUCCAAAUCUCAUAAGAAAAUCUUGAAGAAGAUCAAUAAAUUUAUUUUGAAAGGAGUUGUACCAAAAGAGCAUGAAACUGGGGAACCAAUGGAUUCGGCGUGUGAAGUUCCAGGCUCUCGAGAACCAAGUAAAGGAAUGCAAUGUGCUAUUACAGACAUUCAAAAGGAAGUAGCAGACUGUCAACAUAUCACAGAAGUUGACAGAAAUGAGCCAGAUGUCACACCCACUGGCUCAGAGACACCUAGAAAAGACCCAGGCUCAGUCCUGGAUGGCAGAACAACAGCCACAGCUCCUAAACCUGGUAUAGGAGUAGAUCCCAACCGACCCCCUUGUCGGAAGGCCAAAGACCUGAGAAGAGAGCGGCGUCAUCAGAAGGAGCAGAUGAAACAUACCAGUGUUGGGGUUUCAUCCACUUUGACCAUUAGUCCUCCUACUCCCACUCCGAGCAGCCAAACCAAAACCUUGGAAGACUUUCUCUCUGAGACGUGUCCUGACGGUUCAGCUCAUUGCCUGGAGGUGAGGCUAGUGCGUGCCAAUCCCCCUUGCCCGCAGUUCAAAGCCUCUUUCAACGCCUCCUACCAGGUGUACAAACUCUACCAGAUGGCAAUUCACAAGGACCCUCCUGACAAACCCUCCGAGAGCCAGGUGAGGCUAGUACCAGUCUGCUUUGAGGACCCCCAAUUCACAGCGUCCUAUCAGCAGUCUGUGGCGCUGUACACCCGUUACCAGAUGGCCAUUCAUGGGGAUGACCCCAGCGAAUGUAGUGAGAGUGAGUUCCGGAGAUUUCUCUGCGAUUCACCAUUAGCGGCAGAGUACUCUGUUGAUGGGCCCGUGAUGGGUUAUGGCUCCUUCCACCAGCAGUACUGGCUCGAUGGCCAGAUUGUGGCAGUCGGAGUGAUCGAUAUCCUGCCUUCCUGUGUUUCAUCCGUCUACCUGUACUACCACCCAGACUUUGCCUUCUUGUCUCUGGGAUCCUACUCUGCUCUCAGGGAGAUUGCUUUCACAAGGCAGCUACAGAAACAGUCCUCAAAGUUGUCCCACUACUACCUGGGGUUUUAUAUUCACUCCUGUCCCAAGAUGCGGUAUAAGGGACAGUACAGACCUUCAGACCUGCUCUGCCCAGAAACCUAUGUCUGGAUAACCAUUGAGCAAUGCCUUCCACACCUGGAGAAUUCCCGAUAUGCUCGUUUCAACCCGAAUCUUGAUGAAGGAGAUGCUUGUGUCUUGAAAGACGUAGGCAGAGUUCUAGUGCUACACAGACGGACCGUCAUGCCCUACUCAGUCUAUUGCCGCAAGCAGAAAGGUUCUGGCGAUGAGACGGAGGUGAAAGAAUACGCUACCUUGGUUGGCCAGAACUGUGCUGAAAAGAUCUUGCUGUACCGAGCCUAACCCUGAAGAAUCCCAAUACUGAAGCUUUUAAAAUUCACCUCGCUGCAACAGUCUGUCACUUAAACCUCAUUUCCAUCAAGCAGUACAAUAAAGGUUCAGUACAGUACAGAA
Messenger RNA from Syngnathoides biaculeatus (alligator pipefish), 1844 nucleotides. Its product is annotated as arginyl-tRNA--protein transferase 1. Gene Ontology annotation, molecular function: arginyl-tRNA--protein transferase activity. Bases 93 to 1733 code for a protein of 546 amino acids. The record is from RefSeq and is a predicted model, not a curated record. Gene Ontology annotation, biological process: protein arginylation. Lineage: Eukaryota; Metazoa; Chordata; Actinopteri; Syngnathiformes; Syngnathidae. The transcript has 13 exons. Gene Ontology annotation, cellular component: cytoplasm.